AAAUAGAUAACAAACGGUGUAAAUGUAAUUAGAAUGUAUUUGUUAUUCUUAUUGGUAUAAUCUACGCAUUUUAAAUUUUCAAUCUGCGUUGCCUUCAAUUAUAAAUCACCUCGUAUACGCGAAUGAGAAACAAAUAACCUCUCUUUUCUGCAAACCAUAGAUAAUAGAUAUACAAAGGGUAUAACCUCAACCCAAUUUUUUUGUUUACAUAGAUUCUUGUUGUGUUGUGGCAGAUAUCCAUCAAAAUGAGCAGAAAAACUGAAUUCCAGAUGAAUUUGAGCAAAUGUAAAACAGAAUGUGAUAGAACUGUUAAGCUUCUCGACAAUCUUUACGAAUUGAUGUGUGAAUCAGUGAAACGUAUAGAAGAAAGGGACGAAAAUUGGAUAGUAAAUCAUCCGAAAUAUUUACUGGGUGAAAAUUGUUUUCAUAAUUCAGUGCAUCACAAGUUAUUGUCCAUAAAUCUAGAUUUGGAGGCGUUUUAUAAUUCUAUCAAAGAUCCUAUAAAAUCAGAAGCAAACGAAGACGACUAUAUUACAUACAGUUCUUCACUUUGUGCAUCUUGUAGAUGCAAGUUGAUAGGUCCUUUAGAGAAAGAUUGUGACAACACAAAACACUCCAGUAGUUCAAACUCCCAUAUAAAUGUUGAACCUCGUUCAUCACUGUCAGAUUAUCAUUUGGAGUGCAAGAAUAACUCCAGGGGGCUUCCUAGAAAUGCAAAUAGACAGUAUGAAGUAUAUAAUGUGAUGAAUUUCCAACCUGAUUCAUUGUCUAUUGAAACUGUUAAACAGUAUGUGAAUGAAGUUAAGCAGAAAGCUCAAAACUUAAACUACUCAGGUGAUCAUUGCGAAACUGAGAAAAUUAAAGAAGGUUUGAUAACUGUUAACUCAGUUACUGAUGAUCUUCAUAAAGAAGGCGUAAAAGAUAUGGAAGAAGUUUUAACAGAUAAUAUAAUCUCCAGCAUUAAUAAUAUGACAUCAAAAAAUCAAGAAUUGGUUGACAUAUCUGCUAGCAGGGUAACAACAUCUUUGCCAAAUAUUGAAAUAUCAGAAAACUCGCAGUCAUCCUCGUUUGAUAUUUCCUUAGAAAAUGUUUGCGAUUUAAAACAAUAUGAAGAAAAUUCUUGUUCAAGUAAUAAGACACAAAGUAUUAAAACCAAAAAGAAGUCCAACAGUUCGUUAAACACGUACAGUAAAAAAUUAAAUGACAGUUGUGCAAGUGUUUUUGUGAAGCCCAUAAAAGUAGAAGAACUUGAUGUAAAGCCACUACACUCCACUCCCUCAAAUCCUAAUAAACAACAUAGUUUUAGAGAAAUCGAUAAGGCAUUGAAAAAUGACAUUAAAUAUGAGCCAACUGUGCAGCGAAUACAAGAUGAUAUCCUUUCAAAAUCAAAGAAAAUAAUUAACUCUAAAUCAGAUAGUUAUGUUAUUUUAAGUGAUAAACAGCUGUCUGAAAUGUGCCUUAGUCAAAACCAAUCUGAUAAAAAUAAAGUUCUAGAGGAACCAAAACCACCCAAAGUAGGAGACUACUGUAUGAUUACUCAUUUUAUAUCACCUUCUCAUUUUUACAUACAAGUAGGUGACGAAGAUGCUGCAAAUUUUGAUGAGAUGGAAAAGAAAUUAAACUUAUGCUACAACACAACAACAUGCAAAACUUUUUCAACCAAAGAACAGGCUCAACAAAACAUAGUAAAAUAUUGUGCAUGUUAUAUUGAAGAAUAUGAUAGGUAUUUUCGUGCUGAAAUCGUAAACUGGCUAGAGAAAGAAAAGAUGAACGUGAUAGUAAAAUUAGUGGAUUGUGGUAGUGUUGAAACUACUUCCGUAGAUAAACUUCGAGUUUUGGAAGAAUUUUUUUAUAAUUUGCCAAAAAUUGCUCAAAGGUGUCAUUUAGAAAGUUUGUACCCAGUUGGAUCUACGUAUGACAACAGGUUAUCAUUUUGGCCUCAAGAAACCACAAAAGUUGUGAAUAACAUGAUUGGAGAUAUUGAAAAUACAGUUUUUCAAAUAUACAUAAUCAAAAUGGAGGAAUCCCGCCACUCAAUCGGUUUAGAUUUAGUUAAAUUGGACAAUGAAGAAACAAGUUUAGGUCAGUACCUUAUAGACAUGGGUCAUGCUGUCGAAUUACUUGAAAAGGAUCCAGUUGAAAAGGACCCAGAUUUCGUAUGCAAAGAUGCAUUUAUGAAGGAACAAAUCAAAGCUGCGCAAGGUUUAUCUGGAAUUACUUCAGACAUGUCCAAUGACGAAAUGCUUGACGUGUAUUUUAAAAACGAUAAAGUUGAAGAACAUAGCAAUGUUAAUGAAGCAGUAAUGGGAUACGACCCCAAAGAUGAGGCUAGGACAUGCGCUUUUCAAAAUAGAGAUGGAACUUGUUUUAAAGGCAAGAGGUGUAAAUUAAGACACACACUGUUACCGGCAGAUGGUUUUACUGCUGAUAAAGAACCAGUAUACAUAAGGGCUUUUAAUGACAUUGAGAUGCCUAUCCCUAACAGCACUAUAACAGUUCGAAUAACGUCAGUGGUAGAUAUACAAAGAUUCUAUGUUCAAUUAAUUCGAAAUACCGAUGUGGAAGCUACACAACAAUUCACAUUGAAUAGUCUCAUUAAGCAUAUGAAUGACCACGAUGUCGUAAAAAGUUACAAAAUGUUCAAAGACCCGCCUUCUUUAUGUGAAAUUGUUAUAGCGAAACAUAGAUGGGAUGGUAACUGGUAUAGAGCCAAAGUUUGCGAAAUUUUGCAAAAUGACAAAGGAAUGUGCUCUCUACAGGUAUUCGUUGUGGAUUUUGGAGAAGUCCUUCACGUUGAUUUAAAAGAUGUUAGGAAAAUCUUGCCAGAAUUCCUGGAUUUGCCUUUUCAGGCAGUUGAAGCCCAUUUUUACAACAUAAAGCAUCGUGAAAGUGAAGAUGUCAACACAGAAAAAAAAUAUUUUGAAGAGCGUUACCUGUUUCAGAAUGUUAUGGCACGAAUAAUAGAAAGCAUUGGUCAUUUGGAAGUUUUACUUUUUGAUGAUAGAGGUCAAGAUAUCGGAAGCAAAUUAGUUGAAGCUGGUUGUGGCGACUUUAAAAACGAAAAUAUUAUUCCACACAGAAAAAAUCGCUUACUAAUAGACUGACAUUACAACAGAAACUAAUAGAGCGUCUGUUUCUUUUUUUUUAUUAAUACUUUAACGUCCAAGUAAAUAAAUAAAUUCCUCUAGUUUAUUGAA
Agrilus planipennis (emerald ash borer) is the source of this 3197-nucleotide messenger RNA. RefSeq lists its product as uncharacterized. The transcript is spliced from 13 exons. The record is from RefSeq and is a predicted model, not a curated record. Gene Ontology annotation, biological process: spermatogenesis. Lineage: Eukaryota; Metazoa; Arthropoda; Insecta; Coleoptera; Buprestidae. Gene Ontology annotation, molecular function: metal ion binding. The coding region runs from base 246 to 3104 and encodes 952 amino acids.